GGGGCAGGCAGCGCGGGCAGCAGGAUGGCGGAGGGCAGCGCAGUGUCGGACCCUCAGCACGCCGCCCGGCUUCUCCGCGCUCUAAGCUCGUUCCGAGAGGAGGCCCGCUUCUGCGACGCGCACCUGGUGCUGGAGGGCGAGGAGAUCCCGGUGCAGAAGAACAUCCUGGCGGCCGCCUCGCCCUACAUCCGAACAAAAUUAAACUAUAAUCCUCCAAAAGACGAUGGAUCAACUUAUAAAAUUGAACUUGAAGGAAUAUCAGUAAUGGUUAUGAGAGAGAUCCUGGAUUACAUCUUCAGUGGACAGAUCAGGCUAAGUGAAGACACAAUCCAAGAUGUUGUUCAAGCAGCAGACUUGUUGCUGUUGACAGAUCUGAAAACUCUCUGCUGCGAAUUUUUGGAAGGUUGUAUUGCUGCUGAGAACUGCAUUGGCAUUAGAGACUUUGCACUGCAUUAUUGUUUGCAUCAUGUACAUUAUCUUGCUACGGAAUACCUGGAGACUCAUUUCCGAGAUGUCAGCAGCACUGAAGAAUUCUUAGAAUUAAAUCCUCAAAAACUGAAAGAAGUGAUUUCUCUUGAGAAGUUAAAUGUUGGCAAUGAAAAAUAUGUAUUCGAAGCAGUUAUUCGAUGGAUAUCCCAUGAUUCCGAAAUAAGAAAGGUCCACAUGAAGGAUGUUAUGUCAGCUCUAUGGGUUUCAGGGUUAGACUCCAGUUAUUUACGGGAACAGAUGUUGAGUGAACCAUUAGUACGGGAGAUCGUCAAAGAAUGUAGCAAUAUACCACUCAGCCAACCACAACAAGGAGAAGCAAUGCUAGCAUCUUUCAAACCCAGGGGUUAUUCUGAAUGCAUAGUAACUGUUGGUGGUGAAGAAAGAGUCUCAAGGAAACCAACAGCAGUGAUGCGUUGUAUGUGCCCACUUUAUGACCCUAAUAGGCAGCUCUGGAUUGAAUUGGCCCCAUUAAGUGUUCCAAGACUUAACCAUGGAGUACUCUCAGCAGAAGGAUUUUUAUUUGUAUUUGGGGGCCAAGAUGAAAAUAAGAAGAUCCUGAGCUCAGGCGAAAAAUAUGAUCCAGAUUCUAAUUCAUGGAGUGCAUUACCACCAAUGAAUGAGGCAAGACAAAAUUUUGGAAUUGUGGAGAUAGAUGGAAUGCUAUAUGUUUUGGGUGGUGAUGAUGGUGAGAAAGAGCUGAUUUCCAUGGAAUGUUAUGAUAUAUAUUCUAAAACCUGGACAAAACAGCCUGAUUUGACCAUGGUUAGAAAGAUUGGCUGCUAUGCAGCUAUGAAAAAGAAAAUCUAUGCAAUGGGGGGAGGAUCAUAUGGAAAACUUUUUGAAUCUGUGGAGUGUUAUGAUCCUAGGACCCAGCAAUGGACUGCUAUUUGUCCAUUAAAAGAAAGCAGAUUUGGGGCUGUAGCUUGUGGAGUUGCCUUGGAACUCUAUGUAUUUGGUGGAGUCAGAACUCGUGACCAAGAAAGUCAAACCAAUGAGAUGGUGACAUGCAAGUCAGAAUUCUACCAUGAUGAAUUCAAAAGAUGGAUUUAUCUUACUGACCAAAAUUUAUGCAUCCCAGCAAGUUCCUCCUUUGUUUAUGGAGCUGUUCCUAUUGGGGCCAGUAUCUAUGUGAUUGGAGAUCUUGAUACAGGUACCAACUAUGACUACGUUCGUGAGUUUAAAAGAAGCACAGGCACUUGGCACCACACAAAACCACUCUUUCCAUCAGACCUUCGCCGCACUGGCUGUGCUGCCUUGCGAAUUGCAAAUUGCAAGCUUUUCCGACUGCAGCUUCAGCAAGGACUGUUCCGCAUCCGUGUUCCUUCUCCUUGAAGGCUCUCUUGGAUAUGGGAUAGAAGCAACAACCUGACAUAGUGCACCAAAACCUAGCUUUAGAUAAGGCAGAACAGAGAGGACAACUAAAACUUAACUCUCUACACUGUGAUUUGGUAUGGUAACUCUUGGGGUUUUGUAAUGCUUAAAAGCUGGAGCUUUAGCUCUUGCUAGGGGAGAAGGUAACUAUUCCAAAACAACCUUAGGUGAAUGAAUGAACUUUUAUAUUAAGUCAGAAGUUUGUGGACUGAUGGAGAAUCAUCAGUACCAGGAAACAGAAGGGAAAUGGGGAUUAAUAGAAUGUUAAAACUAAAACACUAAGGUGCAUUUUCCCCAAAGGGAACUCCUUUUUACUAAGUCUGCUAUAUUAAAGUAGGUGGCUUUGGUAUACAGAAAAUCUGUAUGUAAACCAAUGUCUCUAAGCAUACAAUGAAUGCUUUUCUACAGCAAUCAUGUCCAGCUCUGCCCAACAACUUAAGGUCUUUGCUUAUGCCUGAGAGGGUGAAUGUGGACCCAGGUCUAUUGGCUUAGUGCUCUGUCAGGAGACUCUAAAUAUAUAUAUUUAAACAUAUAUAUAAUAUAUAUAUAUAUAUAUAUAUAUUAUGAUCAGUUGCAACUAAGGUAAUAAUAGAAUUCUAUCUUUUUUAAGCACUCCAUCUGAAUAGUCUAAAGAUUCAGCAUAUACAUGAUUCAGGAGGCAGCCCUCAUGAAUUUAAAGAAGCUGCUGACUUCUCUCUUAUGCCAAGAGAAGACUUGAAAUUAUGCUCCGUUAUCUUCCUCUGAAUAUGAACCCAAAUCUUCUCUAUCCCCAUAGUAGCUAUCUAUGGUUGGGUUCUUUUUCCUUUGCUUACUCAUUUUUAUUUAUUUAUUUUUGUUUUAUUUUGUUUUUAGCAGCUAUUAGUGUUAAUCAAGUUCUAGUCCCAAGAUAUGGGGAAUGAUGCUCCAAGCCUCACAUCCUUCUUAGUAUUAUUUUCUGUGGUCUCUCUUAGGGCCCAGCCUUGGGCUGUCCUCUCCACUCUUAAACUACAACUAGGGCCCCCAGCCAUGCUGUCCCAAAAAUGAUCUUGCUUACUAUGGUCUCUCCAAUGGCUGCAAACUACAGUUGUCUUCUCUGCCUUGGAACUGAAACCAGGGACUGUGGUCUCCUGGAAGUGCCCACAGCCAGCAGGGUCUAUACCCUUCUGCUACUGUACUCACCAGGUAGCUGCUAGCUCCUUCUCCCCCAUAGCAGCAGCCCAGCCUGGGAGAUGUGUCUGGUCAGCACAGCUGUGCUUGGAGUUCCUCAACAGUGGAGGGUCCUUCAAUCUUCUCCUACUCAGCAGUCAGACCCCCCACACACUGUCUGUGAGAUGAAAAGUUUCUAAGGCUGUGGCUGCCUCCCAACCCCAGCUGUGUGCCCCCCCACCCCACCCCACCCCCAUUUAUUGUUUGAUGAUUCCACAGAGUUGGCCUGGAGGUGUUUGUACUUCACUCAGGCUGAACCUAUACCCUGGAGGUCGAAUCUUUCCUGGGGGUCUUCUUAAGUUGUCUUAGGAGAACAACUGCUCUACUCUGACUUUUGUUUAUUUCCGCUGCUCUACAUUUCUUCUGAGGCAAUGUUCUAUCUUUUUUAAGGAGGAAAUUUGGAGAGCCAAAAGUUUUCUGACCUACUCCAUCAUCUUCCCAGAAUCCUCUCAAAGACUUGAAAUUAUGAACAUCUUUCAUGUGAUUUUUAUUUCUGGGUUAGCAUAUUUGGAGUCAUGAAGGAUCUUAGGAAAUACCCUUCUUCCAUCAUCAGUUGACCAAAACUUAUUGUUUUGAUAGGUCUGAGAAUUUUAAUAAGCAAGAAAAAUAUUGACAAAAAGCUGUGUCAGAAAAACAAAAUUUAAGGCUGCUAAGUUCUAAAGGAAAUUGUCCAGGCAACAUGUCUUGGGUUUAAAAACCAUGUUUUUAAGGAAAUAUUUAUUCUAAAGCACAUGAAGUCUUGUUUACUGCUGUUUGGUUUGAACACUGUUAAGAAUGCAUUUUUGUCUAAGCAGUAGAUUCUUCCCAGUAUUGUUCACCAGUGGGACUUCUUAGUCAAACUGUAGUGGUGUGAGUAAAGAUUGGCUGGUAGAAUAAACUACCUACCUCAACUUAAUUUUAUUCUGUCGAUAAUAUAACAAACUGAGCUUACAUAUCAUGGUUGGGGGAAAAAAACAAAUCCUCUUUCCUUUUCUCUACUCUUCCCCCUAAAAACUCCACCUCUUCCCUAGCAAAAAAGACCAUUCAGUUUAGCAGAACCUUUAUUUUAGUAUGUUCUUUUUUUCCACUCUUAACUCUUACAUCCUCCAUUUGAAAUCAUGGGCUUUAUGAUUGCUUCAUAAUCUGAACUUUAUGCAAACUUUCUGACCAGCUUGAUAUGUUUGGUUUCUAUUGCGUUUUUUUUUUACCAUUUAUUUCUCUUAGUAUAUGGUUGCAAAUUCUGCUAGUGUCAGACCUAACUAGCAGGAUCUAUCUCAACAUUUAAUAAAUGGUACACUUUGAUUAUAAAAUUAAAAGCAAGAGUUUCUUGUAGAAACUUUUUAUGUGAAAUAUUUAUAUGCUGUCAUCAUGCAUUUAAAAAUUUUUCCAUCAUGUUUGUCUACCAACUAGCAAAAAGUAAAAGGGUGGUUGAUGUGCUUUUUUUCCCCUUCUCCCAUGCCUGUCAGAAGAUAACAUAGUUUUACUGAAAUGGAUUCAGGUAUAUGUACUUUCUGACCAGGUGUGCACUAUAAAGACUGUGCCAAAAGAAUCCUGAAGAAGGCUGCAUAUAGCACAGUAUCUUUCCCUUCUGGCCCUGAGAUGUUUGUGUGUGAAGUUACCAGGUUUUGUAUUUCACACUGGAAAUUUAUAUGCUGCACUGAAGCCAGUGGGCUGACUUUGCUUGACAAUAAUGUUAGAUAAUUGUUUAAAUUAAACCACGUUUUUUUUUCCUGUUGGUGUAUCCCAACACCAGUUGUUCUGUGCAAAUUUUCAUGAUGAUGUUAUCUUUUAAUCAAAGCAAGUCAACAAUGAAGACACAUUUCAAGUAAAGUCAAGAAGAUGACACAGUAAGAAAUAGAAAUUACUUUUAAAAUUAGGUACUAGUUAUAGAAGAAAAAAAAUCUCCAAAGAUGAUCUCCAGGCUGCAAUAUCUCGUGCCAGGUGCUUUCCCAACUAGAAAUGGAGUGUUUGGCAAGUGUUCAAAAAUAGUAGUUGAGAUUUGUUUCAAAGGAGACUUUGGUAUCUUUGUUAAAGCCACUAUGUUUCUUUAUUUUUAUGCAUGUAUGUAAUUUUCUCAAGAUUUUAUAAUGCUUCUCCAAACAAUGGUAGGAAUAACAAUAGCAGCUCAUAUUUGAGGGGAAGAAUCCCUUCAAAGGAGAAAAUUCACAGGAUUUUUUUUUUAGUUAAUACAUUCCUACUUGCAAUAUUUCUAUACCUAUGUAAUUCGGUAAAUAAGUCUUAAUAAAAAUGAUUUUUUAAAAAUCGGUUUACAGUGUAGCUACCCAAAUUAUGUAAUGUUUGUGAAGUGGACUUGCUACACAGUCAAGUAUGCAAUAACCAAGCUGCUAAGUGCCAAACUCUUAUUUUAGCUGUAUAUACAAGGACUACAAAUUCUUGUGUUGAAAUGCAGGCAUGUGCUUAAUUUCAUUAUGUUCUAAAAUAAAUGGGGGGGGAGGGAGUUUUUAAAUUAGAGCUGCUUUAGUAUUGGAAAAUAAUUUUUACUUAUUUUAUGCAGGUUUGUGUUCAACCCUCCACUUAUGCCUUGAAGUACCAUAUUGUGAUGGAUACAUUUUUCAAACUCCUUUUUCAUUAGGACACUUGUCCCAAUCAUGUAUAUAGUGAUUGGCAGCUGAUAACAGGUCUUGAAAUUUUAAAUAUAAACACCUUCGGGUAAAAGUGCAAUUCAUUUUCACAAUCUCACCUUUAAGGAGAGUUAUCUCAGGUUGUCAGAGCAAAUGGAAGUACUAAAUGGCUCUCCCUUAGGCUAUGACAUGAAUCAGUUUUAUUUUUUCUAUGGACACAUGCUCUGGGGGAGAGGUAUUGUAGAGGAUAUUUGUGUUUUAGUGAUGGUAAUGAGGGAAAGUGAUUGGACUAGAUGACCUAAAAUGAUGAUUCUCUCCAAUAAUGGAUUUUCAAAGGAAAUUUAAAAAUUAGGAUGAAGAUACUUUUUAGUUUUUGAGAAUGCUUAUAUCCUGUGAAGAGAGUGAGUGUAUGUAUGUGUGUGUUUGUGUAGGUAGCUGUGUGCAUGCUUAUGUAUUGUUUGGUAUGUGUUUUAGCAUGUAUGUUAAUAUGUGUUUGCUUUUUAAAAUUUUAGUUUUGGUCUAUAUAUGUUACCAACUUUUGGUGCUUCAGAUUUACUCUAGAACCUACUGAUCUUCAGUUUUAAACUGCUGUGUUAAUAAAUAAUUGGGCAAUAAAAUCCGUGUUGAGUAUAAA
Molecule: messenger RNA, 6240 nt
Organism: Phascolarctos cinereus (koala)
Lineage: Eukaryota; Metazoa; Chordata; Mammalia; Diprotodontia; Phascolarctidae
Gene: GAN
Product: gigaxonin
Biological process (GO): cytoskeleton organization
Molecular function (GO): protein binding
Source: RefSeq, a predicted model, not a curated record